Molecule: messenger RNA, 1185 nt
Organism: Bacidia gigantensis
Lineage: Eukaryota; Fungi; Ascomycota; Lecanoromycetes; Lecanorales; Ramalinaceae
Exons: 1
Coding region: 1-1185 (394 amino acids)
Biological process (GO): transcription by RNA polymerase III
Cellular component (GO): RNA polymerase III complex
Source: RefSeq, a predicted model, not a curated record
AUGGAUGAGGAUGCUGUAGGCGGCUCGCUGGUAGAGGACCCAACUAUGUCCAACUUGCUUGAACAUGAUGAGGCCAAACCCGACGUUCUUACCCCCUCGAUUGACGACAUCAAGAGCGCCCUCUACAGUCACUGCGUAGCCCAACCCCCCGAUACUGUCUUCAGCCAAGCUGAUCUGUUGGCGACUCAAAUGAUUCCCAACAAUGCAUUAAUGACAUUACAGCUCGCUGCAUCGGCACUCACAAAAAGCGGGAAAUUCCAGCUCAUGCAACGCGGUGGUGCCGCAUGUUGGCGCUGUAUCUCCCCGACCGUCACUGUGGCCCUCGAGGGCCUUGACCCAGAUGCCAAUGUCGUCUAUGCUUAUAUACGUUCGUCUGGCAGAGACGGAAUGUGGACUGGACAUCUCAAGUCGCGCACAAAUCUGCCGAAGACAGUCAUGGAUAAAGUGCUCAAAUCAUUGGAACAGAAACGCUUGAUCAAGACAGUCCCAAACUACAAACAUCCAGCGCGUAAAACAUACAUGUUGUCAGGCUUGCAGCCGGCUGAAGACCUCAUUGGCGGCCCAUUCUUCGCUGAUGGUGAGCUGGAUGAAGAAUUUGUAAGGCAGAUAAGCUUCUGGAUUGAUCGCUGGAUUGUCGCAAAAAGUUGGUGGUUUCCAUCUGAGAAAUGGCAUGGGAAAAAGAGGAGGCAUGCUGAUCGGGAAAUGUCGGAGGGGCCAGUCUCAAUAGAAGACGCCGAGGCGUCGGGAGCGAUGGAAGUAGAGAGGCUAGCAUUAACGGAAGACCACGGCAGACAACGCACGAAGCAUAUGCGACCCUUUCCUCCAAAUUAUAAAAAGUACCCCUCUAUAUCGGAUAUUACCACUGCUGUCAAUAAGAGCAAGAUCAGUAAGACUACGAUGAAAAUAUCUGAUGCUCAAACGCUGGUAGAUAUACUUGUGUGGGACGGCAGAUUACAAAAAUUGAGGAAGCAUAGCAAAGAGAGUGGGAUCAAGUACAUUUAUCGAGCUGUCAGGAGCCCGCUUGCCGAACAAGAUGGCCCCGAUAUGGGAGAGGUGACCAAGCCAACUGGAUUAAACGAGGCUCCAUGUGGGAGGUGUCCUGUCUUCGAUAUUUGCGAGGACGGUGGACCUGUGAGUGCGAGAAACUGCCCGUAUUUUCAGAAAUGGCUAGGGCUAGAGCUUUGA